UAAUCGAUACUUUCACCGCCGACGGGAAAGUCUGUCCAGAAAAUGUAACCCCGUAUAAACAAUUCGUCGAUCGUCAAUAUUGCUGGCGUUUAUCGUGUCAACAUGUUGGAGGGAGCCGUAGCGCGCGUGCUGAAUCAACUACUCGGCAAAUACGUUGCCGACCUUGACACAGAAAACUUCAACGUCGGCAUAUUUUCGGGCAAGGUGCAGCUGACCGACCUGAAACUCAAACCGGAAGCGCUCUACGAAUUAAAUGUACCCAUAGAAGUGCGAACCGGCACGAUAGGCAAAAUAUGGCUCCAAAUACCAUGGAACGCGCUAUGGACCCAAUCAAUCGUGGUCAACGUCGAGGAUGUGCAUCUGGUCGUCAAUCCCAUCGUCGGCAACGAGCCAUUCGAUGCCGAAAAAAACAAACGACUGCUCAGAGGGUUUAAGAAAAGCGCACUUGGCAGGCUGGAGAACGGUCAUGGAAUUUUGGGAGGUCCAUCAGCAUUUGCGGAGCACCUGCUCACGACGAUCAUCAGUUAUCUCCAGCUGAAUAUAACGAACGUGCAUGUGAGAUACGAGGACGAAUUUAGUUGGCGAUCCCCUAUUUCUGCAGGCCUAUGCAUUGGUUCGAUUACCGCGCAAACCACCAACUCCAAAUGGAAAAGGUCCAGUUAUGACCCAGGAUGCGAUAAAUCUUACUACCAAGUGAAAAUCGAGGCUCUAUCAGUCUAUUGGAAUACCGAAAAAGACUUAAAGAAAUGGAACUUGCCCUCCGAGUACUACCAGUGGAGGAAUUCGAUGGUCAAAAGUCUACAGACGUACUCGCUAGAUGGAGAACCUUUUAGAUUCGUCGUCAAUCCCAUGUUGUCUAAAAUUAGAAUAACUACGACCAAGACGAAGUCGGGCCACGUGUCUGAUAUACAUACAGAAAUUAUAGUUCAAGACUUCAACGCACAAAUCUCAAAAGAGCAAUACGAGUCGGCGUCGUGUGUCGUAGAUUAUUUCAACAGGAUGCUCGUCAGCUGGCAAUUUCUUUCCAAACGACCAGCUGAGAAGGUGAUGGACAAUCUGAAAACAUGGUGGAGAUAUGCUUUAUGGGCCACGUUGGAGCAAAGGGUCAGACCGCUAACUUGGAGUCGUAUGAAAAGGGUCAGGGAACACUACAAACAGUACAUGGAGACAUACAGACAGAUCAUUGCCAAUCCCAAUGACACAGAACUGAAGCUGGACCUACAGAAGCACGAAGACAAUCUUUCACUGAUCAACGUAAUCAUAGCCAGGCAACACACAAGACUUUUGCUGCACUCGAGGAGCGUGGGAGAGAAAAGCCUAUGGUCACUGCUGCCAACUCCCGAAAAGACCGCGCUGUGUGAAAAAAUAGGAUAUCCCAACGGGGUAGAAGGUCGAAUCCAACAAAUAGACCAUCACCACGAGUUCAAACUGGGCAACUUCAAUUUAACCCUAUCCAGCAAGCCGAAGGAAGUUUUGGUCGCGACCAUGACUCAAGCGAUAUUCUCGAUCCGGCCAAAUUUCAGCGACAACACGUAUUCAGCAUCGCUCAAGAUCGAAGGAAUUAUAAUAGAAGGCAACGGACCUGGCGGAAAUAUGAUCUCGAUAAUCUCGUCCGAACAUCUAAAGGACAGUCCAGCCUUUUUUUUCAAAACGAACCUCGAAAAAAUGCGGGAAGGCGGGCGAUUCUCGCAUCGGUUACAAAUGGCCUUGGAUUCUGUCGAGUGCAUCUACAAUAAGCAAGCGUUCGAAGAGCUAGAAGCGUUCCUCCAGGCGACCAGAAGCAAACAGCGCUACAACUUGCUGAAGUAUCUACAAGAGUUGCCGACACUUAUUUACGAGCAACUCAAAAAGAAGAUGAAAGAGAAGUGGGACAUGAAUCUGAAUAUCAAACUUCCCUACAUCGUCGUGCCAGAAUCCAGUUCGUGCGCAGUCUCUGACAAUCUGCUGGUAUUAGACUUGGGCCGCUACACUAUCCGAACUGAUAUUUGCCAGCAUACCAAGGUCUGCGAGAAUUCCACCCAAAUGGAACUGGAGGAGCAAUUUUACUCUAAACUGCUCAUGGACUGCGCGGACUUUCAGAUUUUGUUUUGUGACAAAAACGAUCAUUGGAAAGACGCGAGAAGAGAAAAGGACACGGAAAUGCACGUCAUUGCCAAGACCGCCUUUAGUUCCGUAUACGCUCUGUCUGUAUUGGAUCUGCCAACUCUACCCAAGCUUAAAUUCAACGUCACAUUUAACAUUGUGAAGAUGAACGUUUCCGAGAAAAAACUGGGCCUUUUGCUGAAGUUUUUCGAUAUCGACCAAAUCCGAAUCAACGUGAUUACCGAAGCCAUGCAACCCGAUCAUUUCAUCACCGACACUAUAACCGCGAAGUGGACCACAAAGUAUAUGAGACGAAUACUAAACAACAUCCGAAUAUCGGACCCGUUGAAAUAUAGGAAACACAAGCUCGUUAAUGGUACCGAGCAAGGUUGCGUAAAAACAGACCUCGAAGCUCAGCCUGCUGCGCAGAAUAUGAACGAAGCAUGGGCACGAAUGGUAGACCUUCCCGGUUUGGAGGACAAUAUCUCGCCCUCCAACAACAUUCAAAGUUUAUUCGGAACCGUCAUCAAUGAGUUUAAUGUGGUUUUUUCCAAAUCGAGCGACAGCACAAAUCGCCAGUACCUGAUAUUGAGACUGGGCCGCUUCAAUAUGGACGUCGCUUUCAUGACGUAUGGACCCGCUUACCAAAUGUCGAUCCACAAUGUCCUGUUGACGGACAAGUUGCACACCACACCUAGCGGACAGUACUUGGACCUGAUCUACACCCCCAUGCCCAAUAACGCGGACGUGGUCACUGUACUUUACAGAAAAGUCGGAGCCAACUGUCCGGAUUUCUGGACACAUUUCCACGGCGUGGAGACCUCGUUAGUGGCAAACUUCGGCAGCGUCUACCUGCUGCUUCAUCAGGAAGCGGUACACACUCUUAUAAAGUAUUCGAAGUACCUGACCAAUAAGAUAAAGAACCAAAUGUCUAACACGCUCAAGAAUCUUAUAUCGGGCUUCUUCGGGACAUUCUACCAGAUCCUGCACAAACCCAGUAACGUGCCGGUACCACCCGGAUCGGUCAAGUUUUCGCAAUCGGCCAGACUGACCGACCUAAACGUGACCGUGUGCAAUUCCGAUUUUGACAUCAUCAGCGUACAGUUGUCCGGACUGGAGAUGGAUUUCCUUUUCAGAGCCAACGAGCGAUUCGUAUUCAGAUCCUUUCUGAGCAGCAUCAACGUUGACCACAUGUCUCAGUUGACGUUGUACUCUCGGGUUCUCUACACCGACGAAGACAAAGUCUUCGAAGUGAAAUACGUUCGAAACGCGCAGCAUAUACGGACAGCGGAAACGAUCGACAAAAAUGCAGAGGAGCAUCCGUUGGACGGUAGCUUUAAGUUUCAGCUGGGCCGCAUCAAUUGCAUAUUUUUAUACAAGCUGAUGGUGCAGCUGCAGAGGUUCGUAAUUAAUCUCGAGGCGCUGGAUUUUAUGGAAAAGUAUGCGAAGGUGUUGCGGCGAACAGUGAAAGCUGCCACCGACACGUUGAAGAAUAAAACCAAGAUCAGCCUUUCGAUCAACGUAUGCGGGCCCGUUUUGCUAAUACCUCAAAAAUCCUCGUCGCCGAACGUCUUGGUGAUCGACACUGGUAACCUGCGCAUGGAGAACUUUUUUAAAGAAACUGACGGACAAUUAGUGGAGAACGUCCUAGUAAAACUGAAAGACGUGCUCAUCACGAGGGGAGUGAUGACGUUGAACAGUACAUUGGAGAUGCAGGAAACGCUGAUAGAGCCGCUGUGCCUCAAUAUGGACAUCAAAAAGUACACGAACACAAAUACAGCACAAAAAACUUGGGACGUGGACGGGGUGAUGGAAAAAGUAGAAGUGACGUUGGGUCAAAAGGAUUUGUCGAUGAUGAUGGCCAUUUACACGGAGAACAUCGGCGAAGCCAACAUUGUGGACCUCUUCCCCGAACAGGCCCCUUCGCCGAUGGUUGAGAUAAUGGAACUCGACAGCAAUGUGCGUGAUUUGGAAGCGUUCUUCUGUGAGCCGAAGCAAAAAUACUUGGUGGCUAGGUGCAAAAUAGACGAGGUCAAGAUCAUACUGUUUUUCGACGCUGGCGAACUGCUGAGUUCACCGAUCAGGGACCUUAAUCACGGAUUGUGCAAGCUUGAAAUUAUCGACAUAGACGCGUCCGUCGUGGCUUAUACGGAAGAAAGCCUAGACGGUAAACUGUCCGUAGACAAGAUUUCUAUCGAAGAGAUCGGUCCAGAUGCCAAUAUCCACAACAAAAUAGUAUUAAGUUCGCCUGCGGAAGACGGUCGCAAUAACAACAUCUGCAACAUCACCGUCAACAAACCUCCAAUAGUAGACGUCACGUUCCACCAAAACAAAAGUGGUGACCGGUCGAUCGACGUCAUUGUGGGCCGAAUGUGCCUCUCUCUCUCGAUUCCUUUUUGCGAGAAAGUGGCCCUCUACGUUCUGGAAUGUUUUGCCAAGGAUUCCCAGGAGAAAGGAAUAAUAAAUAAGGGUUACGAGGGCGACACUCACUGCUUCUCCCCCACAAAGGGCUGCUCGGGAAGUCUGACAUUGUCGGUGAGGGUGAACAAACCAGAACUGAUGUUCCUGGUCGAGACCACGUCAAACAAAAAGAGAUAUUUCGUCACCAAGAGCGAGAUAAUGAUAGACUUGUCGCGACACAGCAACCGAGAAAACUUGGUGAUGUCGUUUUCGGGCUUGCACACCCUGUUUUAUGACCUUAACGAGUACUCCGAUCAACCCUAUGUUACUCUUAAGCACUGCGACGUGGAAGUGAGCAAAUGCAUUGAAGAGGACAACCAGAAAAUCACCCUAUCGAUAUCGGGCGUCUACGUGAAACUGGCCAGCGAGAUCAUACAUUCAAUAAACGACAUCCUAAACGACAUAGUCGAACACUUUAAAAUACCGGAAGUAGAGGUUGACAGGACUGAGAGGCGUGAAAAGAGUCAAGCUGGGAAAGAAUUCGACGAUCUGUGGGAGCCAAAAAAAAUAGAACCAUAUAUAAACAAGUCUGUUUCCACUCACCAAGGGGAAGAAGCAGACCGUAAAUCGGCAGGCCAACAAUCUCUGAUCAUACCAAAAUUCGAAGGGGUAGUUAUCUUCGAACUGGACGACGUUCAAAUAUUCCUAUUCAAAACCACCAUGGAAUUGAGCAUAUUCGACUGGAACAGCCUGGUGCAUUGUACCAGCGAGAUCUCGCUGCAAGCCAACUAUUUUAACGAAAACGUCCAGAGUUGGGAACCCCUAAUAGACCCGGUAGUCACCGAUGAAAAACGGUACCGUCCUUGGGAGUGCCAAGUCAAAAUUUUCCAGGACAAAUCUAUGCCGAUCAACGACAUCGUCGGUGAAAAAGUGUACGCGAAAUCGUCCUCGUCGUCGAUAUCGAAAGCUCAGAAAGCUUCACGAUCGUAUACGACGACGGAAGACGAGGAUUCUGGAGAAGAUAUGAUGUACUUGGAGCCUGUCAAUUCAACCAAUUUCGGUAACAAUAGACGCGUGAAGACAAGUUUGAGCACGUUCCUAGACGAUUCAGAUUCGGAGAACGACGAAGACGCUUUGGAGAAGCUAGCUGCGGCCAUAACGGACUUAUUUACAGGCGACUGGAAUGAACAUGAAGACAGCGAAGCUGACCAUUCGAGCGAUGACGAGAACGAAGUGACCGAAUGUUCCAAGGUCAAGGAACAAAUGGAAGUUUCAUCCAGAAAAUGCCUCUACGUUCUAAUAAAUGCCAAAGACCAUUUGAAUAUAACGAUCACCCCAGCUUGUUUCAAGGUGUUCAACGAAGCGAUGUCACAAUACUCGAGCAAAAUCAUCUCGGUGAAAUUCGAUACGAAAUCCAUCAGCGUCAUUAACGACAUAGGACCGCAAACCAGGGUGGAGCUGUACGAGAAAGGGGAUAAAGUUCGCAAAGACCUCUUGGUCGUAUCGAAAAAGUUCGAAAACGAAGAAUCCGCGCCAAACAGUCCGACGAGGAACUUUGAUUGCAUCGAAAACGUUGUCGUGGACAGGUACGAAGAAGAAACGAAAGAAAAGUAUCGAAUUUCGUACGCCAUAUUUUCCAGACAUCUGAAGCAAGACGUGGAGCAAGCCUACGACUUUCCAACGAUCAGAAGCCUCAAAUUCCCACCGCAGAGUACGGCCGAGUUGUACGACAAAAUCAACCGGCACUUCGUCAGGAUAUUCGUGCCGGGUUUCACCCCCGUGCAAACGAACUGCUCCAAACGCAAUUGGGAAAAACUUGUGAAACUUCAAAAUCCGGCAAACUCGGUCAGUUAUUAUUUGGCAGUGAAGCACAGUAUCGACAGACUCGGCAGGAAUUUCGUAAUUGGUUCGCCGCUGCAGAUAAAAAACGAAACGUGUCUCGCGCUGAGCAUCCUCUACCAACCCUCCAUACUGCAACAGAUGAACCUGGAACCCGUAGGUGAAGUAACCAACCCGUUCGAAACUACGAUGCGUAUCGCCGUCAUCGAAGCGCACGAAGUUUACAACGUACCCCUGUACAUCGCUUACCAUUGCAAACUUUUCAUACAGCCCGCGCACGCUGAGGGACGCUACGUGCCGGAUUCGUCCGGGGUGUGGUGGCGCGACAUGGCCAAUGAAAUGGACACCGCCUAUAACCUGGUAUGUCGUCCCAAAAAACAAACGGACCUGGAGCCGUUCGCGCUUAGGGUGGCGCUACGCAAAAACGUCGAAACCAUCAACUCGCAUGCGCACUCCGUGCCCAAUUAUGUAGUUCGGCUGCUGCCGCCAUUGGUGGUGCACAAUUUUCUACCCUACACUUUGGAAGUCGAAAAUGUGGCCUUGAGACAGGCGGUCAAAGCGGAGCCGGGAGAAAAUUGCAGCGUAUACUCCCUGGAUUUAUCCGUGGACCAUAAACUAGCUAUCAAAAUCACGUAUGACUCGCUAGCUUGGACCGGUCACAUGACCGUCACCGGCCAUUUGGACGAAAAGAUCGUCCUGAUGAUAUCUGACCAAAAAGACGAAAUCAGAGAUCUGAGUGUGAACGUCAAAUGCGAGAGAGAGGGAAGCUUCAAUUUGAUCUUCUACGCGCCAUAUUGGAUUGUCAACAAGACAGGACUACCGCUUAAGAUAAAGGCGUCGUCUUCCCAUUCGAUCCACGAAUGUCCGAACGACGACAUCUUAUUGUUCACCUACAAAAGGCACUGCAAACAGACCCUCAACGUCCGAGUGUACGAGUCCAAUUGGUCCAACGAUUUCGGCGUGGAAUGCUCGGGAACCACGGGCUUGAUCGUGUGCAAAGACAACGAAAGGAAGAAAAAGUACUUGUUCUUCCUUAACACGUCGCUGUCUACGUUCUGCCCUAGACUAACUAAGAUCAUCACCAUCCUGCCCAGUUUUCUGGUCAUCAACAAUACGGACAGAGCGCUGAGGUUCAUGGAGUAUAACGAGAGAACCGACCUCUGGAUCGAUCUGGAGGUCAAUCAAACGCUGGUAUUCUGGCCCGAAACGUCAUCGAUGCAGAUCCACGUGAAAUAUAAAGAAAGCAAGGUCAUUUCCCAACCGUUUUUCGUCUCCUGUCAUCACAAGACCGUCCUGCGCAUGGACAAAGGGACGGCCAUUACUGUGGACGUGACGGGCGGUGUAGACGGUCCGUUUCGAGUGACUUUCAAGCCAUAUCGCAGAGGCGACGCCCCGGUGUUAAUAAAAAACUACUGCGCCGACGUUUUCUUGAAAAUACAACAACAGGAUCAAAGUCCGGUUACGCUGAUGAGCCCAAACAACUCCCUCUUGUACACGUGGGAUGAUCCCAGCCGGCCCAGGCACCUCUCGUGGAACGUUUAUAAUAACAAAGGUUCCGGUUUCUUGCUAGAUAUCACCAAGAAUAGCUACGGCGAGGAGAAGAUCAAGUUCCAUUCGGUAACCCCGACGACGGGCAGACAAGAAUCGUCUUCCAGCGAAGAUGACUCCGACAGCUCCAACAGCACACCUAAAGCGCUGAACAAGAAAAUCCGCCGGGACAAGAUCAUCAUCUAUUGGGCGUCAUUUAAAGAAGGCCGGCAACAAAUUUUAUUAUUCACGCAGGAGCAGCGCAUCUUCGACAACAUACUCGAGACCAGGUUCCACGAGCAAAGUCAUUUGGAGACGGUACUGUCACUGGCAGGAGUUGAAUUGUCGGUGUUCACUUCCGAGGCGGAUAAAAAGGAACACGUACACGCUUGUCUGGCAGAUACGCCAGCCGUUUGGGAAGUGAACGUAGGUCAGAAAUGGAAGACGCUUACGUUGGAACUCGCCUCGUGGAUAGAGGACAAGUACAGACGAUCGGCGACGCACAAAAAAUGUCAGAUCAAAGACUACGUCCACAUAGAUUUUGAAAAGAUGUUCAUGCUAAAGCCCUUCUUCGCGGAAAUGCGUAGGACCUAUGCUCCGGCACUAUUUUGCCAUUUCAGAAAGUCCUCCCGAUUUCAGUACGUCGACUUUCGCGUGGAAACGGCUCAAAUUGACAACAAACAUAGCAACUGUAUAGUGCUACAGCCGGUGCAAAAUUUUUCUGCCCCAGAGAGACACAACGCGUUUGCCAAGGUGUCAAUCGCUAGGCAAGUGGAUGAAGACUUCGAUAGUUACCGGUAUAUCAAAAUCGACAUCAGUAACGCGUCCGUCAACGUCGAGAACGAUCUCUGGACCAAAAUUGUAGAGCUGUGGAAACUCAACAAGAAAUUGGGCGAAACCUACAGUCACCCAUUUGCUUACGUAUCUGACAUAACGUCCAUUAGGAAGUCGCUAACUGCUACAAAACCUAAGACGAGUCCAAUAUGCUGCCGAAUUGAACAUCUGUACUUGUCCGGCUUCGGUUUGCAACUGAACAUCUCCAAUCGAGUCCAGAUGGCUCUGCUGAGCGACGGGACGUCGUUGAAUCGAGGUCUCGACCACUUGUUUCCUUACAACAUGGCGCCUUACAUGCCCCUGGAAGGGGUUCACCAUAAGAUCGCGUCAGUUGAGUGGGUAAACCUCGACAUCGACGUGGCUGAUGCCCUUGGGCAGCUAGCCGAACAAGUAGCCGGCCAAUUUCUCCAGCAGUACUACUCGACAGUUCUAGGGCUGCAGGUGUUGAUGAAUACCUUCGCAAUUCAACCGGCAAUUGAGGUAGGUCACAUAACGCCGCAAAAGAACGCCGAAACUGUGUCGUACGGCUGCAAGUGCGUGCUGGGACACGUCAGCAUGUCGCCAGCCGCGAUGGAAACCUGCAUCAUGGACAUAUUUCCCUCUUUGAAUCUAGAUAAUCUUCAGACGCGGCCUAAGCGGAAAGCCUCCGGCGAAUUGAGUAAUAACGAGUUGCUCAAAAUGGUCACCGCUUCCGGUAAGAACUUCAACGUCAGCGUGCCCGUCGCUUUAGCGCAGCUCAUCGUCAAGAAUCACAACGUCAGUAUACAAUCCGACGGCGAGAUGUUUUUCAAAACUACCGGCAAAGCGCUGUUCUCUCUAAUAUCGCGCCACCCGGACGAAAAAACGGACCACGUGGAGUUGGCUAGGGAAGCACUCAGACGGGCAUCAAUUUUAGGCGAACCCAUCAGGAUCCAUCAAAGGCUGACCAGAUACAGGAAUACCAUUCUGGGUCUGACGCCAUUUUCGGCGUACGAGUCGAUGGGAGAGUACCUCUUAGAAACGGUGGGCAAUUCGCGUUUCUCCGUCGAUACUUACUGGACCCACAUUGCUUUAGAACGGACAUGCAAUUCGAUCAUCCUCGUCUCGUUAGGACACGUAAUACGAAUCAACAAGCAUUCACUUUGGGGCCCGUGGGAGGUGGAAUGGGCCGUCGAACUGGACAAUAUCAUUUCUCUUCCCAAAAUUGACUGCGUGGAACUCACGUUAAACAUGCGUCCGAAUGACAGUUCGACGAAGGAAUGUCAGAUCAAAAUAUCGGGUCCAAAAAAUCUGCUGGCCUGGCUGCACGAAAAAAUCGAACAGGCGAUAAUCGUGAGCAUGGAACAGAAAUCGUGGCCGCUUACCGAUCCCCAAUAAAACCCUUACGUAUCGUUGUUGAAUGUAACUACUAUAUACUUAAUGUAAAAAUCCUGCAAAUAAAAAAAAAUCCCUAU
This is a messenger RNA of Cylas formicarius (sweet potato weevil), 10115 nucleotides long. Its product is annotated as intermembrane lipid transfer protein VPS13C-like. The transcript has 37 exons. The coding region runs from base 103 to 10038 and encodes 3311 amino acids. Gene Ontology annotation, cellular component: extrinsic component of membrane. Lineage: Eukaryota; Metazoa; Arthropoda; Insecta; Coleoptera; Brentidae. The record is from RefSeq and is a predicted model, not a curated record. Gene Ontology annotation, biological process: protein targeting to vacuole; protein retention in Golgi apparatus.